Messenger RNA from Meleagris gallopavo (turkey), 3854 nucleotides. The record is from RefSeq and is a predicted model, not a curated record. Lineage: Eukaryota; Metazoa; Chordata; Aves; Galliformes; Phasianidae.
UAGGAGGAGUUUCUUUGAUAAAAGUAAAUGCCAGUAUGUAGGAGACUUCCUUCCAUGAGGCAUUGGCUUAGUAGUAAACAACCUUCUGAUUUAAAAUCAGCUCCUUAUAAUGCUGUGUGCAGUUCCUGGAGCAGCCAACAAUGGCCUUUGUCCGACUAAAUGAGGCCGUCUUCCUGGAAUCUGUCUUGGAGGUCCCAAUUCCUGUCAGGUUCAUCUUCGUGCUGCUGGGACCAAGCCAGGCCAACAUGGACUAUCAUGAAAUUGGUCGAUCAAUCUCCACCCUCAUGUCUGACAAGCAUUUCCAUGAGGCUGCGUACAUGGCUGAUGACCGUCAAGAUCUCCUCAAUGCAAUCAAUGAGUUCUUGGACUGCAGCAUUGUCAUUCCUCCAUCUGAGGUGGAGGGGAAAGACUUGCUUAAAUCCAUUGCCACCUUCCAGAAGUUGCUGCUGAGGAAGAGGAAGGAGAGGGAGCAGAAAUCCAUGAAGGAAGGAGAUGUCCAGGAAGCCAAAGAGCUGUGUGAAGUGAAGGCUGAGGAAGAAGAGGAGGAAGCUGAGGAUGACCCUUUGAAGCGGACUGGAAUAUUUUUUGGAGGUCUGGUUCGGGACAUAAAGCGCAGGUACCCCAAAUACCUCAGUGACAUCAGAGACGCCUUGCACAGCCAGUGUCUCGCAGCCGUUCUCUUCAUCUACUUUGCUGCUCUCUCUCCUGCCAUCACCUUCGGGGGACUCCUAGGAGAGAAAACUGAGGGUCUCAUGGGGGUCUCCGAGCUGAUAAUCUCCACCUCGGUUUUAGGGAUCCUCUUCUCCCUGCUUGGAGCCCAGCCGCUCCUGGUCAUUGGCUUCUCAGGGCCUCUGCUGGUGUUUGAAGAAGCUUUUUACAAGUUCUGCCAGACACAAGACAUUGAGUACCUGACAGGCAGAGUGUGGAUUGGUUUGUGGCUCAUCGUUUUCAUCUUCAUUAUUGUGGCAGCUGAAGGAAGCUUCUUGGUGCGCUACAUCUCACCCUUCACCCAGGAGAUUUUUGCUUUCCUUAUCUCUCUCAUCUUCAUCUACGAGACUUUCUACAAACUGUACAAGGUGUUUGCAGAACAUCCUCUGCUGAAGUUUUACCCACCAAAUGUGCAAAGCGGCCUGAACGCCAGCAUGCUCUCUGCAGAUGCCAUGUCACUAGGAAUCAGGAUGCAGCCCAACACUGCUCUUCUCUCCCUCAUCCUCAUGCUAGGCACCUUCUUCAUUGCCUUCUUUAUGCGCAAGUUCAAGAACAGCCGCUUCUUAGGAGGAAAGGCUCGGCGGAUCAUCGGAGACUUCGGGAUCCCCAUCUCCAUCCUAGUCAUGGUGCUGGUGGAUUACACCAUCACAGACACGUACACACAGAAGCUGAAUGUCCCAUCUGGCUUGUCGGUCACAUCUCCUCACAAGCGUGGCUGGUUCAUUCACCCCAUGGGCAGCAAUGGGACCUUUCCAUUGUGGAUGAUGUUUGCCUCUGCUAUCCCUGCUCUCCUGGUCUUCAUUCUUAUCUUCAUGGAGACACAGAUCACUACGCUGAUUGUGAGCAAGAAGGAGAGGAAGCUGUUGAAAGGCUCUGGCUUCCACCUGGACCUGCUGCUCAUUGGCACUAUGGGUGGGCUCUGUGCACUCUUUGGACUGCCCUGGCUGACCGCGGCAACAGUGCGCUCCGUCACCCACGUCAAUGCCCUGACAGUCAUGAGCAAGGCCAUCGCACCAGGAGAGAAGCCCAAGAUCGAGGAGGUGAAAGAGCAGCGUGUGACUGGAGUGCUUAUUGCUGCUCUUGUCGGCCUGUCUAUUGUGAUGGGGAACAUGCUACGGCAGAUCCCGUUGGCUGUGCUCUUUGGCAUCUUCCUCUACAUGGGGGUUACAUCUCUCACGGGCAUCCAGCUCUACGAGCGACUGCUCCUGAUUUUCAUGCCAUCCAAGCACCACCCCGACCACAUCUAUGUUGUUAAGGUAAAGACGUGGAGGAUGAAUCUCUUCACCUGCAUUCAACUGGCCUGCAUUGUGCUGCUCUGGGUGGUGAAGUCUACGGUGGCAUCUCUAGCCUUUCCCUUUGUUCUGAUCAUGACAGUGCCAUUGCGACGCUUUGUGCUGCCCCGCUUCUUCCACGACAGGGAGCUCAAAGCUUUGGACUCAGAGGAUGCAGAGCCGAACUUUGAUGAGGAUGGCCGGGACGAGUACAAUGAGCUGCACAUGCCUGUGUGAUCUGCAGCCUGCCCUCCCUGCACUUGGGACAGGCUGCUCACACCUGCUUGUCCCCUCAAGGACUAGUAGGAGACUUGCCACAAGUCAAGCAAUCUUGCCUGGACCAAUGAAUGGCUGAUCUAUAGCUCCGCAGAAGGCAGCCCCUGCUCCUGCUGCCCCAUCACUCACUCAGCAGAGGCUGCUCAUCUCUUUCCUCUCAGACCUGAGCGGUUGAGAGGUGCCUCUCACAUCCCAAAACUGUGUGGGUCCAGAGCGCCUGUGGGUCAGGGGUCUGCCCUGUCCCUGCUGGAGGCAGCCUGUGUUCAGUCUCUGGGUGGUGAAGGGGAGCCAUGCCAGCUGGUACCACUGUGUCCCACUCCAUUUCCACGAAGCUUGGGUGUCGUGCCAUGAUGCACUAUUGGGCAGUCACAGAAACAGGCUUGAUGCUAUCUGUGCACGGACAGUGGCCUCCGCACAGGCUGGGUGAGGACACCAGCCUCUAUGCUCAGCUAACAGAUGCCUUGCUCCUGCUCUCUCUGUUCUUGCAGCCAAAUUGCUGUCCCCUGCACCUGAGUCUGGAGUUCCCUGGGAAGCACUGCCAACUGAGCCCUUAGUGUGUGCUCCAGCACAGGGGCAAGGAGAGACCAGUGCUCUUCCCUGCUUGGCACAGCUUCCCCUGCACCCCUGGGACAGGCACUACUGUGUCCUGGCAUCUUGCAGAUGAGGGGUGCUCUGCAGGUCCUGUCCUCCAGGCUUUCAGCUGGAAGCUGCUCUCACAGGACUGGUUUCCACCCUUGCCCAGCAUUCAGGAGGCUAUUUGUUUCCUCAUACUUUUUCCAACACUCCUCCAAGUGCAGUUUUUCUUUUGGGAACAGAUGAACAAGUACCUUGAAGCCUUGGGUGCUUGCCCAACAAACAACAAAUGUUACAAGGGGUCCCAAUCCCCAUCUCCCUGUCCUUGAGCACAAACCACAUUUAGGAGCUAUGUAAGAGAUAUGGCGCUGGAGCAUGAAAUAGUCCUGUGGGUCCUCUCUCUUUCCCUGUGCGAUGAUCACUGGUUCUGGCUCCUCGCAGCCCUACGUUGAAGUCACAGAACCCCUUGGCCCCAUUUCAGCUCCCACGCUGGAGUGACCCUUCAUGUCCAUUCCAUUUGGGAAGAAGCAGCAUUCAGCGUGCCCAGCACUUAGCCCUGGCCUCCUCGGGCCUGGCAGGGAUGUGUCCUAGGUCUCCUGUCCUAGGAUCUCCAUUCAGAGCAGGCAGACUCAGCUAGCAGCUCUGGCAUAUGGGCAGCUCUGAUGUAGUGCCCUGAUGGUGGGAGUCAGAGUGGCCUUGUGGAGGAAGCUGGGAUACGUGUUCCAACCUUGAUCAGCCAUCAGAUUUGGGACAAGCUGCUGCCCCGGUUCCCGUUUAUCAGCCCAGCUCCUGUGGGGAAGGUGGGUCCCACACCUCCCCAGGAGGCUGCACAAACACCCACAGAGAGCAAAGCCCCUCCAGCAGCAGGCUCCAGCCCCACUGCCGCGCCCAUGCAGGGUCUCUGUGUGUCUGUGGCCGUGUGCAUCCUGUCCUCCCUGUGUAGUGUAGGAGGCUGUUGUCGCUGUGCAUUGUGACUCCUCUGACUGUAGUGGAAACAGCUGCACCAAUAAACUUCACAGGAACCAU